This is a messenger RNA of Chiroxiphia lanceolata (lance-tailed manakin), 906 nucleotides long. It is a transcript of the gene NOXRED1, whose product is annotated as NADP dependent oxidoreductase domain containing 1. The record is from RefSeq and is a predicted model, not a curated record. Lineage: Eukaryota; Metazoa; Chordata; Aves; Passeriformes; Pipridae.
AUGGUGUCACUGGUUGGGAUUUACGUCAGGGAGCAACAGGAGAAGCUGAACAUAGCCUUGAACAGUGAUGGGAAGCCACCAAAGGCCUCUAUGCCACUGUGGGCAGGCAGACAGCAGUCCCAACCUCGAGGCAGUGGUUUGUGUUUCACCUGCAUGUGGCAGAGCACAGACCUGUGGGGGCAGAGGCUCACAUACUUUUACAACAAUGCUCAGCUGGUGUCCUGGGUGGACAUUGCAUUCCUCUGCUGCCUCUCAUCAAACAGUGCUUCCGCCUGCUCUGUCAUUUGUCCUGUCACCCAGGAGCCCCGCAUUGUGUACGGCUUUGACACCUCCAUCCCUCUCUGUAGGAACUACACUGUGCAGGACCUGGCACUGGCCUUGAAAACAAAAAUCAAUCCUGAAUAGCUGGUGGCCAUUUUUUAUGCAGCCCUGAACAGCAGCAUGUGGCAGAAUCUGCCUCACCAGAAGGCACUGAAACUACUCAGUGACCUCAGUUUUCCUGAAUGCUGCUCCGUGUGGGCAGAGCAGAAAACUUCCUUCAGGUUUGUGUGCAAGAGUUUUGUCAGCAAGGGGUUUGCCUCUUCGAUGACUCAAGAGGAGAAAGUAAACGGUUUAAUGCUGAGAACCUUUUCCUGGUUUGACUUGACAGCUGUACCAACGAGAAAGUCUUUCUUUAGCCAGCUGCUAGAAUAGAGAGAGUUCGUCCAGUGCCAUCCCAUGCCUGGUGCUCUACUAGACCAGGCAUCCUCUGGAGACUGGUCUACAAAGCAUGUGGGUAAUCAGCACUAAUUAGCUGUAGUGGAGCCUAGUGUGAUACUGAUGACAUCGUCAUGUUUCACAGCUGCUUCCAACAUUUUCUCAGAAAUUCCAGAGGAAACUGCUGAGUAUGAUUCUAAAUUCUCAUAA